Xyrauchen texanus (razorback sucker) is the source of this 798-nucleotide messenger RNA. Its product is annotated as retinitis pigmentosa 9 protein homolog. The transcript is spliced from 6 exons. The record is from RefSeq and is a predicted model, not a curated record. Lineage: Eukaryota; Metazoa; Chordata; Actinopteri; Cypriniformes; Catostomidae. Bases 119 to 781 code for a protein of 220 amino acids. Gene Ontology annotation, biological process: RNA splicing.
CCCGGAAGUGGUUAAACAUAAGUACUCCUUUGCAUUUAUUUGCGUUUUAAAAUCAAACUUUUUUUGGCCGCAAGAUGCUAUUGUAUAUUUAGAAGAAAUUAAUCUUAAUAUAUGCUCAAUGUCAGAUCGCAAACGAAGCCGAGAGCACCAUGAAGACAGACAUGAACGAAAGAAACACAAGGAGUCAAAACAAGACGGAGACAAAUACAAAAACCAAACCAAAAAACUAAUUCAGGAGGUGCAGAAAAUCAAGCAUGUGGAAACAUUUUAUGAAAAUCCUCCUCCUGGACUCAUAAAGGAAGAUGACGAUAAGCCAGAGGACUGUAUUCCUGAUGACCCUGGUAAUGAGGAUGCCAGGAAGUUCUUGGCACAGGCGCCCACCAAAGGACUGUGGAUGCCUCUGGGCAAAGAGGUGAAAGUCAUGCAGUGUUGGAGAUGCAAGAGGUAUGGUCACCGAACAGGAGACAAAGAAUGCCCUUUUUUCAUAAAAGGCAACCAGAAACUGGAGCAGUUCAGAGUGGCGCAUGAAGAUCCAAUGUACGAUAUCAUACGAGAAAACAAACGCAACGAAAAAGAGACAAGGAUCCAACAACUGAAGCAACUGCUACAGGACACCACCUCGGACUCUGACUCCUCUUCCUCUUCCGAUCAUGCCCGGAAAAAGAAAAAGAAAAAAAAGGAGAAGAAGAAAGAAAAGAAACAAAAGAAGAAAAAGAAGAAGCAUAAGGCCAAGGGCAGCGAUGACCGGCCAUUGAAAAUUAAUGAGGGAGAUCAAAAAUAAAAGAUAAAUUGAGUGUU